This is a messenger RNA of Fusarium venenatum, 1551 nucleotides long. RefSeq names its product amino acid permease. Gene Ontology annotation, cellular component: membrane. The record is from RefSeq and is a predicted model, not a curated record. Gene Ontology annotation, biological process: transmembrane transport. Gene Ontology annotation, molecular function: transmembrane transporter activity. NCBI's taxonomy places the organism in Eukaryota, Fungi, Ascomycota, Sordariomycetes, Hypocreales, Nectriaceae.
AUGGCCAUUCCACAAGACGAAGGCGUCUCAAGCCUGAAAAGGAGCAUGGAUGUCUCGGAGACAAAAGCCGAGAUAAAUGCCGAUGAGUUGCGCCUGGCGCAAAUGGGCCAUACACAAGAGCUGAACCGACAUUUCAGCACUCUAAGCUUGAUCGGUCUUGCCUCUACGACAACUAUCUCGUGGACGGGACUGGGUCUUGGCCUGAUCACUGAGAUAGGAGCUGGAGGCCCCGGUGCAGUGAUCUAUGGGUUUAUUCUGGUGACAAUUUUGCAAUGCUUUCUAGGUGCCUCACUUGCUGAAUUUGUUUCGUCCUACCCUACUGAAGGCGGCAUGUAUCAUUGGAUUGCAGCCGUUGCGCCGAGAAGAGGAACUGGCAUCUUGAGCUUCCUCACGGGAUGGUUCAGUGUUCUCGGCUGGAUAUUUACAACUGCAUCUACCAACAUCAUCUAUGCGCAAAUCUUGAUGGCAUUAAUCGCUCUGUACAAGGCCGACCUCGAAAUCAAGGCCUGGCAAACCUUUAUUGUCUACCAAGGCUUGAACCUACUAACCGCUGGCGUUGUCAUGUUUGGGAACAAGAUCAUUCCUGCCUUGAACAAGUUCUCGCUCUUCUACUUACAAAUCGGCUGGCUUGUUGUAUUAGUCACUGUGGUUGCAUGUGCCCCGAUACACCGUGAUCCUGAAUUCGUGUUCAGGACCUGGAUCAAUACAACGGGUUGGCAAAAUAACGGCAUUUGCUUCAUUACUGGUUUGGUCAAUCCUUUGUACUCUCUUGGUGGUCUCGAUGGAGUGACACACAUUACGGAAGAAAUGCCCAACCCUUCAAAGAAUGCUCCCUUGGCCAUCGCUAUUACCCUGAUUAUCGCAUUUUGCACUGGCCUGACCUACUUGAUCAGCCUCAUGUUCUCGAUCCAGGAUUUCGACCAGCUAACCUCGGGCAACACCGGAAUGCCACUCGCAGAACUUUUCCGUCAAGUCACCCAGAAGACUGGCGGUGCGUUUGGUCUUUUAUUCAUCCUUUUCAUCGCUCUUGGUCCUUGCGUCAUUAGCUCGCAGCUAAGUACUGGUCGAAUCUUCUGGGCCUUUUCCCGAGAUGGAGCAAUUCCGUUCUCCAAGGUCUGGUCCAAGGUUCACUCAAGCUUGAAGAUUCCCUUCAAUUCCCAGCUGGCUGUCACGGCUGUCAUUGCAGCUCUGGGAUGCUUGUAUCUCGGCUCCUCAACAGCAUUUAACUCCCUUCUGGGCACUGCUGUCACCAUCAACAACAUCUCUUAUAUGUUCCCUAUUCUUACUAACUUGCUUACCGGCAGGAGGAACAUGCAUAAGGGGGCGUUCCACAUGGGUCCAACAAUUGGUCCCAUUGUAAACACUGUUACGGUGUGCUGGCUUACAUUUGCAAUUAUCUUUUUCUCCUUCCCGUAUGUCAUGCCCGUUGAGGCUACAAACAUGAACUAUACCUGCGUUGUUGUGGGUGGCCUGGCAAUCCUAAUUGGUGCAUGGUGGUUCAAGGUUGGUUCUGAGUAUACGGAGAGGAUGAUGAAGGCUAAGGAGGAAUAA